Messenger RNA from Paramecium tetraurelia, 1572 nucleotides. RefSeq lists its product as uncharacterized. The record is from RefSeq and is a predicted model, not a curated record. The transcript has 5 exons. Gene Ontology annotation, cellular component: cytoplasm. Lineage: Eukaryota; Ciliophora; Oligohymenophorea; Peniculida; Parameciidae. Gene Ontology annotation, molecular function: oxidoreductase activity.
AUGAUUCGUAAGAUUUUGAAAUUUGGGUUUUCUACGACGACUCUCAAUUAAGAACCAAAGCAUAGAUUUAGUUUAUUUAAAAUAAUUGCUGGAGCAGCUAUUGGAGUUUACGGAUUCGAUUAAGGAAGAAAAUAUAGAGAAUAUUUAUCAAAUAUCUUCCUCACUAAAGAAUAGCUCAAUGAUUUAGCAUUGAAAAACAUGAUCAAAUCCAAAGAUUCAUAAUUAAUAGCACAUCCCAUUAAUAGUGUUAAUAAUAUAAAGAAUAAAGAGAAAGUAGUAGUCUUGGGAGGAGGAAUAAUUGGAAUCUCAUAAGCCUUAAAACUAUUAAGAAUGGGGUAUAAUGUAACUGUCAUUGAAUAAGCUCAUACUGUUGCUUCGGAGUGCAGUGCCUUUAAUGGUAAUGUUUUUAAUCCAAUGUACUUUUUACCCCUUGUCACAAGAGAUAACUUAAUCUAUAUGAUCAAGAAUAUAUUCGAAAAACCAGAGUUAACUACUGUUAGAUUUAACAUGAAUGGAUUCUUAGAGGACAAUUUUAUUUAGUGGGGAAUUAAUAGUUUACUAUUAAGUAUGACGGACAAUGCCUAGAUAGAGAAUUCAAGAAAGUAAUUGAGGAUUGGAUCAUUGACUUUGCAGGACAUUGAAAAAUUAAAGCCAACAGGAUUACUCAAAGGACAUUUAAUCGCAAAAGGAUAAUUGGGGUUUUUUGCUUCAGAUUAAAAAGUUAAUGCUUAUAAAGAUAGGUUAGAGUUGUUAGGAAUCCCUCAUAUUAAAGUUGAAUCCUUUGAAUAAAUUGAAUAAUUCACAAAAACAGAUUUAAAAACAGAACCAAAUCUCAAGCUUUUCAAUAGAUUUAAGAAAGCCUUGAUAUUAACUACUGAAUCCAAUUUGGAAACAAGAGACUUAACAUAAUCCAUGUUAAAGUAUUGUUAGGAAAACUUUCCAAACUAAUUUGCAAUUGCAUUUUAGACUUCAGCUCAAAAUUUUGUCUUAGAUCCAGAUAAAAAUGUCAGAGGAAUUCAAACAAAUAAAGGAAUCGUCUUAGGAGAUAGAUUUGUCAUUUGUUUAGCACAUAAAAGCAAAUAGUUAGCCCAAAAAUUAAGACUUAACCUUCCAAUAGUCCCAGCAAAAGGGUGGGCCAUGGGAAGAACUGCACCAGAAAAUUUUAAUUAGACUUUAGUUAAAGAAUUCACUUUAAAUACUCCAAAUUAUUUUGCAACAAAUCUAAAUGGGCAUUUAAGAUUAGCAGGAUGUGCAGAGGUUUGCAAUGAUACGCCAUCAAGUGAUGCAAGCAGCGAAUGGGGAGCUAUUUAAAUAUUAAAUAGAUUCAAUGAGCAAAAUGGAUUCGAUUUUAAAAUGAAUGACUUCACUGUUAGAAGUUGUUUCAGACCUUUAACACCAGAUGAUGUUGCAAUUAUUAGUGAAGUGCCUGGAUUCAAAAACGUAUUUAUAAAUGCAGGUCAUGGAUCAAGGGGCAUGAGUUACUGCUUUGGAGCAGCAGACAUUAUGAGUUAGGUUAUGGAAGGAUCUAAGGACUUUGAAGAUUACAGUGUGAAGAGGUAUUAUUUUAUAUGA